AUGGACGUCGUAGCGCCAGUCAACUUUGAUGAUUUUCAUAACAGCAUCAUGAGUGAGCACAGCUUGAACCACCUCCCCUUACCCAGUAACGGCAGCUCGGGUGAGAAUCGUGAAACGGGCGCUCCGUCGAACUCCUGGGAAAACCACACGUACACGGGCAAUGUGUCGGAACGUACACGUGGUCCCACUGCUCGACGAAAAAGUGAAGUGCAACGUCCAAAUGGUUCGAAUACCGCUGCAGGGCUCACAGCAUCCUCUGCCAAUACUCGUGCUCGCCGCCAGAGCAUAGCUCAACCGUCUGGAGGAAGUACUUCAAGGGGUCCGCGCAAAUCUAUCAGCUCUGGGGCAUUUGCGCCUACCAACGCUUCGGCCAGGCGCGCCAGUCUAAGUGCCCGCAAAAUCAACACUGACCCUGCCUUAACAAAUAACUCGCUUCGCCCUCGACUUCCCGAAUCUGACGCAAAGGUUUCAUCUUCUGUUCGAAACCUCAAGGCGAAAUCAUUCCAGCCCAGCCCAAAGGAACCCCGUGGUCAAUUCUUGACUGCCGUUGGAGCCAAUGACCAUACGCGAUCAAAUUCCACCAAUGCUGUGCGGACCCCGGUAAGAAAUCCUUCUAGCGCCGUGGCGACUCCUUCCUCUGCCUCUAAGCGGGCUUCUGUUAUGCCGCCACAUGCCACUGGACUUGGUGCUCGAACGGUCAGUCCCACUGACGCACGACGACUGAAGCGAAUGUCCAUUGCGCCGCCUGCCCCUCCGAUGCCACACACACCUCCGACCCAGACAGAACCUCUACCCAUUCGCCCUUUAUCAUCGACUCAAUCUCCCUCUCAAAUUCCAAGGAAAAGCGUCACACCUUCUUCGAACCGAACCACGCCCGACCCAAAUCGGAAGUCGUACAGUUCAGGACUAUCUGUUUCCUCAAGCACCAGCUAUAACUCCGCGCGAACUUCUGGGAGCUCUCUUCAAAAUCGGCUAUCCCAAAAUCUAUCUUCGUCCCGACUUCCGACGCCUAAGCCACGCACAGAGCAAACAAACCCCAACGGGGAAGAGGUCCCACCGGUUCCAGCCAUCCCCAAGGCCUAUGAGUCGCCUAAAGAUGAACUAGAGGCGUCUCUCUUCACUGCGCCCACAAAAUCAAGCAUUCCUGCGGAUUCGAGCCUUCGGAAUAUUAAAGAUCCGGACGCGGAAGCGCAUACCACCGCCCAAGUUGAGAAAGUUGAUUAUGCUGAAACAAAAACUCCUGAUGCACGAUCACGAACCUCCACUGUUCUAGCAGGACGGAAGGGCUUGCAGCCCUUGAAACUGCCCCCGCUAAAUCUGUUGCCUUUGGGCACACCCAUGGCGGCCAAAAUUGAGGCACUCAAGGAUAGGGACGACGGGCGCAAAGUUCACACCCCCUCCAACCAAGUGGUUUCAAAAACGCCCAGUACUCCGAUGACAGCAUCCAAGGCGAACUUCUGGUACCGUGAUCAAGAUGACCCAAUGCCUCUUAUUCAAGCACGAAGCAGCACUUCUCACUUUGCUGUCAGCUCAUCAACCGCUGCGCUGCGAGCUUCUAGCAGUACGAGCGCGUUUGACUCAUUUGAAACGCCAAGUGUAGCUCGCAACAUUUCUCCCUAUGCCUCAUACACGCUGCCCAAAAGUGGUGCCGAGCUCAACCGUCUCCGCCACCAGGUCAGCGCCGACUACUCGAACCGGACGCCAGCGCACAAGUUGAAUGGUCCACGACCUCAAACGCAAAGUGCCAUUUUCACUCCCGCUCCAGAAAGGCUCAGUCAGAUAUCGACGCCUUCGGAUCCUGAGAGUUUCACUGUCACCGCGCCCGGCUCCUCUCUUCGGGACCGGCUUAAGGUGGCACGGCUUCGCAGCAACUCGAAGGCCCAAAAGGCAGAAGCUGAUGCUGAUUCUGCCAAGCACAAUCCUAUGCCGCCACCUAAACUUCCAGCCUCUGCAACAUGGAACAACCUAUGCUCAAUCAGCUCGACGAGCCCCAAUCCCAAGCCAUCGUAUCUCAAUCCUCGCCGACAAUCUUCUAUCUCAAGCACGACAAGUUCGACGACUCGGAAGCCAAGUGUCAGCAGCGAGAAAAGUCUUGCCCUGGAGCCAACUCCCUCCAAUGAGUCGGGCGAAAGCGACCGCUCUAGGCGCGUGCAUAGCACAUUCAUCUCUCCAGUUCAUAAGAUGAUCAACCACGCUAGAUCUAGUGUUGCCGCUGCUUCCCGGCCUAUCGAUAGCAACGUUGACGCAGAUGUGGCGAUUGCAAAUGAAGAGAUGAAGCGACUUGGGUCCAAACGCAAAGACUUUGAAAAAGCGGCGCGUGUGCUAGACGACUUGCGCCGCAAGGCUAGUCCAAAGGAUCGUGUCAGUCCCGCUCAGGCCUUAAAGAUGGCAACGCUCAACAUCUUUGAACGCGGUGAGAUCAUCGAUUAUCGCGAUGUUUUCUUCUGCGGUACUCAUACUGCCAAGAAACACGUCGGAGAUCUCCACUCCAGUGCAGCGAACUUUGGCUACGAUGAUGAUCGUGGUGAUUAUAACAUCGUCAUCGGUGACCAUCUGGCUUACCGGUACGAAGUUGUCGAUGUCAUGGGCAAGGGUAGUUUUGGCCAGGUCGUGCGAUGCAUCGACCACAAGACUGGGGUUCUGGUUGCGAUUAAAAUCAUUCGCAAUAAGAAGCGAUUCCACCAACAAGCCUUGGUUGAAGUCAAUCUCCUACAAAAACUAAAGGAAUGGGACCCUCAUGGCAAGCAUAGCGUUGUCAACUUCACCCAAAGCUUUUACUUCCGUGGUCAUCUAUGUAUUUCAACCGAACUCCUUGGCAUGAAUCUUUAUGAAUUCAUCAAGGCCCACGAAUUCCGAGGCUUCUCGUUGAAGCUGAUCCGUGUCUUCACCAAGCAGAUGCUGAGCAGUCUUGUACUGUUGCAUGCGAAGAAGGUCAUCCACUGUGACUUGAAGCCCGAAAACAUUCUUCUUGUUCACCCGUUGAACUCCGAAAUUCGUGUCAUUGACUUUGGUUCAAGUUGCUUUGAGAAUGAAAAGGUCUAUACUUAUAUCCAGAGUCGCUUCUACCGAUCACCCGAGGUCAUCCUCGGAAUGUCGUACGGCAUGCCGAUAGACAUGUGGAGUUUAGGCUGCAUUUUGGCUGAGCUAUUUACCGGCUAUCCUAUUUUCCCAGGAGAGAAUGAGCAAGAACAGCUUGCUUGCAUCAUGGAAGUCUUUGGUCCUCCGGAGAAACAUCUCAUUGAAAAGAGCUCACGCAAAAAGUUGUUCUUUGACUCUCUCGGCAAGCCGCGUUUGACUGUUUCAUCCAAGGGACGCCGACGUCGUCCGAGUACCAAGGAGCUUCGACAGGCAUUGAAGUGUGAUGAUGAAGCCUUCCUUGACUUCCUCACUCGCUGCCUUCGCUGGGAUCCUGCUCGUCGGCUCUCGCCCCAUGACGCGUUGAAACACGAAUUCCUCACUGGCGUCAAGGCCCCCCGACCCAGGAUGCAUACAUCAAACUCGCCUUCCAAGCGAGGUGUGACGUCCGCGGCUCGUCCUCUCCCUGAUCCACCAGGCGCAACGCUGAAGAGCGGGUUCAUGCGCACUCGCGAUGCCUCGGCCAACUCCCCAGCCAAGGGUAGCGGCAAACGACACUCGACCGUGAACGUUCCUCCGUCCAGCCCUGGCAAGCGAGGGUCCGGGAAUUCUUCUACUGCCGGGUCCGCACUCCCUCGUGUUUCGGCGCGGAGUAUCAGCGGGAAACCAGACCUCGCUACUGCGGCGGCUGCGACAAGCUUGGUGAGUUAG
Penicillium digitatum Pd1 is the source of this 3786-nucleotide messenger RNA. The record is from RefSeq and is a predicted model, not a curated record. Lineage: Eukaryota; Fungi; Ascomycota; Eurotiomycetes; Eurotiales; Aspergillaceae.